UAACGUUUCCUUCAUCCCGCGGCACAGACUCAUUUCUCCACACACCAGCUCUGAGUGGAAGCUCAGUGGGGGUGUUUGAGAUAUUAGCGUGCUGUGGGGGGCGGCUCAGGGACUUCUACCGUCCACGUAAAGAGGUCAGUUUGGCAGAGCGCUGCAUCGCACAGCACAGCCCACACACACUCACUGGUGGCCGGGAGCUCUCUUCUGCCUGGACCUUCCCACUCCACCGUACCUUUCCCAGAGAGCCGGCAGACAGGAGAAUGGGCAAAUCCGAAAGCCAAAUGGAUAUCAUGGAGAAAUCUACCAAACCGGGGAAGCGUCGCUGGACCGUUGCAGAGAUCGGUCUGUCUGUCCUGUUGUUGUUGGUCAGCUGUGCCUUGGCCGGGCUCAUAGUCCUCUACACAUCGGUGCUGAGAGAGCAGUCUAAUAGGUCGAGUGUGUCAAGGAGCUCAACAAGUGAGGGACAAUACCGCUCCAACCUUAACAAUGUGUGUACAGCUGCGGAGUGUGUUACUGCAGCCGCCCGGCUCUUGCAGAACAUGGAUGCGUCUGUGAAGCCUUGUGAGAAUUUCUACCAGUACGCCUGCGGGGGUUGGCUGGAGCGCCAUGUCAUCCCAGAGACCAGCUCCCGUCACAGUGUCUUUGACAUUCUGAGGGACAAGCUGGAGAUUGUCCUCAAAGGUGUUCUUGAGACGGAGAAUGAACAGGACAGGGAUGCAAUCAAGAAGGCCAAAAUCCUUUACAGCUCCUGCAUGAAUGAAAGCCUCAUAGAGCAUCGUGACUCCCAGCCCAUUCUAAAGCUCAUUGACACUAUUGGAGAUUGGCCUGUUGCCUCAGAUGAUUGGAACACCACUACAGAGGAAGCAUGGAGCCUCGAGGACACGCUGGCAACACUGACUGCUCGUUUCCAUAAGAAGGCCCUGUUGGACAUGUACGUGUGGACAGAUGACCGUGACUCCAGACGCCAUAUCAUUUAUAUUGACCAGCCAGGACUUGGAAUGCCAUCAAGAGACUAUUACUUUAAUGGUGGAAACUACAAAAAGGUCCGGGAGGCCUACCUCCAUUUCAUGGUUGCUAUUGCAAAGAUAGCGCGAGAGGACAGGAACUUGACUCAGGAUGAUGACCGUGUGUGGGAGGAAAUGAUGCAAUUGCUGGAGCUGGAGACAGACAUUGCCAAUGCCACAUCCCCAGCAGAGGAGCGCCAAGAUGUCACCGUUCUCUAUAACAAGAUGACACUCGGUGAACUACAGGACACAUUCAGUCUUAACGGUUUUAACUGGACUCGAUUUAUACAAGGUGUGUUGUCCAGCGUCUCCAUUGAGGUUCAUGUAGAGGAGGAGGUGGUGGUCUACAGCUCUCCCUACCUUGAAAAGAUGAAUGACGUUCUCUCCAAACACAGUGUCAGAACUAUGCAGAACUACCUCACCUGGCAGCUCAUCAUUGACAGAGUUAAUAGUUUGAGCCGCCGUUUCAAAGAUGCCAGAGCCCAAUACAGAAAGGCUCUAUAUGGAACCACUGUGGAAGAGGCCUGGUGGCGAGACUGCGUCCGUUAUGUCCAGAGCAGCAUGGAGAACGCCGUUGGGGCUCUGUAUGUGCGUGAAACCUUCGCUGGAGAAAGUAAACGAAUGGUCAGCAACCUCAUCAGUAAGAUCCAGGAAGCAUAUGUGGAAACACUAGAGGAGCUAAGUUGGAUGGACGCUCCAUCAAAGGAGAAGGCAAGAGAAAAGGCCAUGGCAAUCAAGGAGCAUAUUGGCUAUCCAGACCACAUUCUGGAAGAAAAUAACCAGAAGCUAGAUCAGGAAUAUGCACAUUUAAAUUUUAGUGAGGAGAACUACUUUGAAAACAUCCUUGAGAAUCUUAAGGCUGAGGCUCACAAGAGUUUGAAGAAACUCAGAGAACCAGUUGACCCUGACCUGUGGAUCAUCGGUGCAGCUGUAGUGAAUGCAUUCUACUCACCUAACAGAAACCAGAUAGUUUUUCCUGCAGGAAUACUGCAGCCUCCUUUCUUUAGUAAGCAUCAGCUCCAGGCCCUCAACUUUGGAGGAAUAGGAAUGGUUAUUGGACAUGAGAUCACACAUGGAUUUGAUGACAAUGGGCGUAAUUUUGACAAGGAUGGUAAUAUGCUAAACUGGUGGAGUAAUUACUCUGCUGAACAUUUUAAAGACCAGUCUCAGUGCAUGGUGCAACAAUAUGGCAACUUCAACUGGAAGCUAGCAGGUGGACAAAAUGUCAGUGGAAUCAGCACGCUGGGGGAGAAUAUUGCAGACAAUGGAGGGGUUCGCCAAGCUUAUAAGGCUUAUCUGAAGUGGGUGGAGAGAGAGGGGGAAGAACCCCGCUUACCUGGUCUGGACAUGGAUCACAAACAACUUUUCUUUCUCAACUUUGCACAAGUAUGGUGUGGUGCCUAUCGGCCUGAAUAUGCCAGCCAGUCCAUCAAGACUGACUCACACAGUCCCUUAGAAUACAGGGUUCUGGGGUCACUCCAGAAUUUUGAAGCAUUCUCUGAAGCAUUCCAGUGCAAAAAAGGUAGUCCAAUGAACCCUGAGCUGAAAUGUCGAGUGUGGUAAAAAAAAAAAAAAAAAAAAAAAAAGAAGAAGAAGAAAGGAAGAAAGAAAGAAAAGAAAAGAAAAAGAAAGCUUUAUUGGAGAUAUUUAUUUAAUGACCAGGACAACUCAACUCAAAAUGUUGACAUCUUAAAAUCACAGAGACAUCCUGCUUAAGACUAACUCCAGUUUACUUACAUGGCAGAAGAUAAUUACAUACAGAUGUAUUUGUAUAUGGAAGGAUUACGCUCUAGUUUCAAACUUUGAAGCACAUAUGAUAUGAAAACAAAACUUGCUUGAGUAUCUAUAGCUUCUCAUGUUUGAAGUGUUGUGUGUUGAUGAAUAGGUCAUUUGUUCUUACAUACAAGUGGUUUUGCUGUGUCUCACGGUGGGUGAUGAGUGGGUACAUGAAUGAAAAGGCUGUAUAGAAAAUUAAGAGCUCGUGAAAGGGUUAAAGCCUAUAGCUGGCUUACAUGCUUUACCAGCCUUUCUUGAAUUAAUCCUUGAAAUCUUGUGCAGAUCUUAGUGAUUAUCCAUAAACAUUUGGCACUGGUUUGACUCGGUAUGUUUUCUCUUUUUUUAUUGUUUUCGAGACAUUGUUCCGCUUGAAAAGAAACAAUGGUAAACUGUCUUAAUCUGACUUGAAGCAUCAGUAUGAAAUAAAAGGAAAGCUCAGAGCUUUGCUGAAGGAAGAGGUACAAUAGAAUAGAAUUAGUCACACUCUGAGGCUUUGGUCAUUCACUGUUUAAUGAAACAAAUUACCUGAAGACUUUAAGACUGUUAAAUCUUUGCAGCUUUAACCUUAAAUUAACAUUUUGAAAAGAAAAAAAAGUGGCAGCUUAUAAUAUUUUUACAGCCACAGAAUGGAUAAAUAUUUGAAAUUUACAAAGCUAUUGAGUAUUUUUUAAAGAUGACAGUGUUUUUUUUUUUUUUUUUUAAUUUAUUCAUCAUGCUCUGCCACUCAUGGGAUUCUCAGUACUCGCAUGCUGUGAGAAAACAUUUCAGAGAUACAGAAAACCUCAGUGGCUUGCUACAUUUUAUGAGAAGAAGUGAGAGAAAAGGCAUCAUGUGAUGGAAGUACUACAGAGCAUUAGUGGUCAUUGAUUCCGGUGUUACCAUGUGCAUAGGGGCCUGAGAUACCAUGCUUAUGUCAUACAGUGUGUUACACAAAGUAAUGUGCAGUCUAGAAACAGGCAGAUUAUACAUCCAUAUGAACAUCCCUAAACAGCUCUGUGUUGGGAGCCGAGCCUGCUCCCCUCUCCCCUUCCUGCUUCCACACAUUCCACACCUUCCACACAACGCUCAAGGGAUCCGGGCUCCUACAUGCUUGUAGCUCAUUUCUUUUAAUAGCUGAUGUGUGGGUAUCAAAAAAUAAAUAAACAAAUAAACUGGUUAGUUUACAUUUAAAGGUAAUCUAUAUGUGGAGGAAGAGUUGUUUUUUUUUCCAUCCGAGGGGAGACAAAUGUUGGGAGCUGAAACAUAAUUACAAGACCUUUAGCCUCUGGACAUAGCCAAUUAGACACUAAGGUUAGGGAUGAAUAGGUGAGAAGCAAAUACACAGACACACACUCGGACAGGUAACCAAUGAAGUGGUAUGCCUUCUGAUGUCUCAUUGAUCAGUGUAGUGUAGAUGAAAAGGCUGAGAUGUGGUGUACUGGAGCGUGCUGACCGCUGCAGCUGAACCAGGAGCCUGCAGGUAGACGCACCGAGGAACAGGCUUGUCAUUAAAGAGCUGGCCAUGGCCAGGACUGUUAUUUUCUACCUUUUAUUAACAAGUAAUGACAGCAGAACGGAAGAGCAGAGCCUGCAAGAGAGGAUGGAGGAACUGAGCUGAUUAAAUGAUCAGUCAGGCUGCAGGAAGCCACUGUUUUGUGUUGAAGAGAGCUUUGAAAAGCAGCAGGAGGACAAACAAAAAGGCUAGUUGUGAAUGUUCGCCUGUCAUUGGUCACAUUCAGGAUGCCUUGGUAAACUGAACAUGACUGUUAGGUCUCAUCAGAGACUGCUGAAUUGAAUGUGAAUAUUGAAGCUUUAUACUCACUCUUAGUCUGUUAACUUGACAUAUUGGUGAAUACUGUUGCACUGAGCAGGGGAAUAGGCUACAUUUGUAACUAGGGACUGUUAAACUAUAUAAGUACUGAUAGUUGUGUGUUGUCAUCUAAAACAAAUACACAUUUAACAAGACAUUCAGCAUACAUUGGGCUACAAUAUUUGAAGAAUUACAGCUUAGUCUUUUGUAAAUCUUGUCUUGUUUUCCUAAAGGAGGAAACUGUUCAAAAUAACUUAACAAACACAGUGCAAUGGAAACAUAAUACACAAUGUGGUUUUGUAGAUAAUUGAUAAAUGUCCUAUACUGCCGUAUUCACACAUAAACAGUUCAGAUCAGGUAAGAAAUAAAGCACAAAUUUCUUACCUGAGUUCUAGCUUUACAUUUCAGUGGUGAAAUUUGUCAUUCUGAAUUAGCAGCCAGUGCAAUGACUUUUGUCAACAUAUUUUUUUGCUAUAUAUGAAAAACAGUUUCUGACAUUGUCACAGCAGCUACAUACCCACCAAUCCAGAGGAAUUUAUUUAUCUACAUGAAUAUUUGUAAAAUAACAUUGUUGCAUUGAAACAAUAACUGAUGUAAAAGAUGUCUUAUGAAUGUUCAUGCUGCUAUGUAAUUAUGUAGACUAACUGCUAUUUUUGUGACUUUGAAGUGACUGUCCCUACUUGUACGGUCUCAAAUAUCUCCUUGUAAUCUUAUAUAAUUGUAA
Myripristis murdjan (pinecone soldierfish) is the source of this 5293-nucleotide messenger RNA. RefSeq names its product membrane metallo-endopeptidase-like 1 (gene mmel1). Gene Ontology annotation, cellular component: plasma membrane. The transcript has 24 exons. Lineage: Eukaryota; Metazoa; Chordata; Actinopteri; Holocentriformes; Holocentridae. Gene Ontology annotation, molecular function: metalloendopeptidase activity. Bases 261 to 2567 code for a protein of 768 amino acids. Gene Ontology annotation, biological process: protein processing. The record is from RefSeq and is a predicted model, not a curated record.